UGUUUUUAGUCUGUGAAUUGCGUUUUUGGUGACAAGAGAAAUCGGUGAAAUCAUUUUGAUAAAUACUUGAUUAUUUUCCAAAGAUGUCUUUCUUUGGUGUAGGAAAUCCUUUUUCUACGCCGGUGGGUCAAAAAAUAGAACAAGCUACAGAUGGAUCGCUGCCGUCAGAAAAUUGGGCACUCAACAUGGAAAUAUGUGAUAUUAUAAAUAGCACUCCGGAUGGGCCCAAAGAUGCCAUUAAAGCUAUAAGGAAGAGGUUGACUCAGAGUGCUGGCAAGAACUACACUAUUGUGAUGUACACACUGACUGUCCUCGAAACCUGUGUUAAAAACUGUGGCAAGUCUUUUCAUGUAUUGGUGUGCAGCAAGGAGUUUAUAUCUGAAUUGGUAAAACUAAUUGGGCCUAAAAACGAUCCACCAACUGUGGUGCAGGAAAAGGUUCUCUCGCUCAUUCAGUGCUGGGCAGACGCCUUCCAAACUACCCCUGAUAUGCAGGGAGUCACACAAGUUUACUCUGAGUUGCGUCUCAAAGGAGUUGAGUUUCCUAUGACCGAUUUGGACGCUAUGGCGCCUAUAUUCACACCGCAACGGAGCGUGCCGGAUGGGCCGGAGCCUAUUCCCGAGUCGCCGCAGCGGCAAAUCAUCCCUCAGACCUCGCCGAGUCAUUCUACUAUGGAACAAGCACCAGCCAAUAUGCCUCUGACGGAGAGUCAGAACAAGAAGCUCCGCCAGGACCUGACGGUGGUGGAGAGCUAGGUUGGCAACCCUAUGGAGAGCAACAUCACCGUUAUGAACGAGAUGCUGAACGAGCUCACCAUGCAGCCGCACGCCGCUCACCACGAGAGCGACAUCAAACUGCUCGAUGAGCUGGCGGAGACUCUCCGCUCGAUGCAGACGCGCGUGAUGGAGCUCAUCAGUCGCGUGGCGGACCUGUCGCCGCUCAUCGUGGACCUGCUCUACAUCAACGACCGCCUCAACAAUGUGUUGCUGCGACACAGCCGGUUUACCAGUAACAGAAAUGCAGCGACAUCCGCCUCUCCUUUGUCUAUCCUAGGCGCUGCCAUGGGAGUACCCAACGCUAAACCUGCUGAAUCACCAAAGCCCGAGGAUGACGCCCUUAUCGAUCUCGGCGAUGACGAUGUCCCUGACAUUGCUAAACUCACUGUAAAGGACGCACAGCCCGACAAGACUUCGACUAGCUCUAAAGACGAGUUCGAUAUGUUCGCGCAAUCCCGUAAUGUCACCUACGAGAGCUCCAAGACCGGCGGCAGCAGUUACUCGGACAACAUGGAGGAGCAAUCUGCCACCAGCCUGGUGUCCGCAGCCAGCCAGCGAGCCACGCAAGGACAGCCAUUGCCAUCGGGCAUGGAUCAGGAGAUCGAUGAAAUAGCAGCUUGGCUUGCUCAGGAGAAGGCGGCGUCAGAAGCUAUGGGCACGGAGAGCGUCACCAGCAGCGACUUCGACAAGUUCCUCGCGGAGCGCGCCGCCGCCGCCGACACGCUGCCCAGCCAACACCACACCAACACCAACGCCAACACCAACGCCAACACCAACCUGCCUACACCCAGGCACCGCCAGAUCAACAAGGACGAACAGGACUCCAUGUUCGCACUUUAAUGUUGCAUAGUAAGAUUAUACGCAAACGAAACUGCUUUGAGUCGCCAAUAAGACUUGGUGAUUCUGAAAGGAUGUUCAAAUCUGGCCGCUUUUUAUGUAAAGAUUGCCUGUUUAUUGGACACUCCCCCCCACUCCGCCGCUAUAAUAAAUUUCAUAACCCUCGACUAUUUAUGCGGUUUAAAGUCAAAUUCUUAAUUCAUCUGAUGUGAUUUACUAAGGUUUGACAUAUCCAAAAUAUAUGAGCAUCCUUUCAGAAACUAGGAUUACCAGAUAACCUGAAGAGAACAUCUCAAGGUUUCGUUUGAGUACAAAGGGUAAGGGCCCUUUUCUUGCACAUGUCACUUGCCCAGGUACCCGGAAAUGUUAGGUGCGAUGCGUGAGGCCUUUCCAUUGAAGCGAAGCGUGGCUGGUGGAACGAAGACUCGAAGUCUACCAAUAAAAUUGCA
This is a messenger RNA of Trichoplusia ni (cabbage looper), 2062 nucleotides long. RefSeq names its product TOM1-like protein 2. Gene Ontology annotation, molecular function: clathrin binding; phosphatidylinositol binding; ubiquitin binding. Gene Ontology annotation, cellular component: endosome; membrane. The record is from RefSeq and is a predicted model, not a curated record. Gene Ontology annotation, biological process: signal transduction. Lineage: Eukaryota; Metazoa; Arthropoda; Insecta; Lepidoptera; Noctuidae.